GGGCCCUACAGAAUUUACUUAUGCAAUCCGAAUCAUGGUUCAACGUGCUUCAACCGUGAGAAUGAUGAAUGGGUAAAAGUGUAUACGCUACUAAAUUCAAUUAGCUAGCAUUCCUCUCAAGAACUGUUACCCCUACAAACCGAAGCUGAGAGGCUCUAACAAUAGAGAAAACAAGAGGGAGAAGCAAAAGAACCCAACAAGCUUUCUGGGAUAAUGUUUGUGCAAGCAGUACUAGUUUUGGUGGUGAUUUUGAUUGGAUGGGCUUAUCAAGCCAUCCAACCUCCACCACCAAAGUUCUGUGGUUCUCCGGAUGGCCCACCUGUUACUUCACCUAGAAUCAGAAUUAGAGAUGGAAGGUAUCUGAGCUACAAAGAAAGAGGAGUCCCCAAGGAUACUGCUACCUACAAAAUCAUCGUUGCCCAUGGCUUCGCUGACUCCAAAGACUGUGUCAUACCGGUUUCUCCAGAGCUGGUAGAAGAGCUUGGGAUUUACCUUCUCUCCUUUGAUAGAGCUGGGUAUGGAGAGAGCGACCCGAAUCCAAAAAGAUCGGUGAAAAGCGAAGCUUUCGACAUUCAAGAUCUUGCCGAUCAGUUGGAGAUCGGAUCGAAGUUCUAUGUGAUUGGAAUCUCCAUGGGAGCUUACUCUGCUUGGAGCUGUCUCAAACACAUUCCACACAGGUUGGCAGGUAUAGGGCUGAUAGUUCCAAUGGUUAACUACUGGUGGCCUUCAUUUCCUGCCAAUCUAUCUGGAGAUGGCUUCAGGACACUGCCUGAACAAGACCAAUGGACGCUUCGGAUUGCACAUUAUGCCCCUUCUCUGCUGCACUGGUGGAUGACUCAGAAAUGGUUCCCCUCACUAAGCCUCUUAAAAGGCCACCAAGGAAGUUACAGCCAUCAAGACAGAGAGAUUCUUCAGAAUAUGUUGGCAGCCAAAACGCAUAAUAAGGUACUCCCUUCUCUUCCUAGUUCCCGUACUUCAUUGCUGCGUUUGGUUGCACUAUUGAAUCUGAUUCGAAACUACUACCUCUAUUGCUGCGGCCUCGGGGACUGGUGCGAUGCUGCUGUUGAGGUGGCCUCGGUGGUGGGGGCUAUUAUUGUUACUGAUGUGGGGGUCUCUACUGUUGCUAUGGUGGAGGUUGCUAUGGACCUCUCGGUUGCUGCUGCUGGGGGCGAGGACACUCCCACUAUGGUGCCCCGUCGCACUGCACAGAAAAUAGGUACUGGUGAACUGCCUCGAAGGUAG
Molecule: messenger RNA, 1242 nt
Organism: Magnolia sinica
Lineage: Eukaryota; Viridiplantae; Streptophyta; Magnoliopsida; Magnoliales; Magnoliaceae
Exons: 5
Coding region: 214-1242 (342 amino acids)
Source: RefSeq, a predicted model, not a curated record